CAAGUCAUUUAAUUUAAAUUAAAUAAAACAGUUGAUUAAUUUAAAAAGUUAAUUUAAGUUGUGCUGAAUCAACGAGUGCAAAUAUUGAUAAAAAGAGAUUUUUCAAUUUUAUAAAUAUAAUAAAUUAUAAGUAUAAUAAAUAAAAUUACAUGUGAAUAAUCUAUUGUAGUGCGAAGUUCAAGUGGAUGUCGUAGAUUGUGUGUUUCAUGAAAGAGUGUUUAUAUGCGUCAUCGAUCGAUCAGAACACUUGCAGCAGCGUGUCGUUGCCAGUUACCGUGUUAUUUAAAUUGCAUUAGCCUCGAUGUCAUGACUUGAGACAACGAUUGAACAAACUAUCGAUUGUUUUACGAUACCCAAGACGAGCUCACGUGUGUGGAAAAAAUGGGUGGCUACAACAGAAGCAUUUUUACAUACGAUACGCUCGUACACGCGAUAUCCGGUGCAGCAGGUAGUGUUAUUGCGAUGGCGGCCUUCUACCCGCUGGAUACUGUGCGAAGUCGUUUACAACUGGAAGAAGGACGACAGUCAAAACAUACAUUAGCGAUUAUACGAGAACUUGUUGCGAAAGAAGGACCGUACACUCUGUACAGAGGUAUUAUUCCCGUUCUACAGAGUUUAUGUGCGAGCAACUUCGUUUAUUUUUAUACUUUUCACGGUUUGAAAGAGCUGAGAAGCAGAAGAAGUCAGACGGCUGGUAGCGAUUUACUUCUUGCAUCGAUAGCUGGUGUCAUCAACGUUCUCACCACGACUCCUCUAUGGGUCGUAAACACGAGAUUGAAGAUGAAAGGUGUUGGCGUUGUGACAGAAAAAAACAACAAUGAAUAUACUACUUUGUGCGAUGGUCUUUUGCAUAUAUGGAAAUAUGAAGGUUUAAAGCAGUUGUGGGCAGGAACGUUGCCUAGUCUCAUGCUUGUCGCAAAUCCCGCGAUUCAAUUUAUGACAUAUGAAAGCAUGAAGAGAAAAGUUGCUGUGGCUCUCAGCGGCAGACAAACACCAGCAUGGAUCUUCUUCGUUAUAGGCGCGAUAGCGAAAACGAUAGCCACGUCGUUAACAUAUCCUUUGCAGCUUGUGCAAACAAAGCUCAGGCAUGGACACAAGUAUCCUAAUCUACCUCCGAAUGCAGGCACGAUACAAAUAUUAUUCUAUAUUCUGAAAAAGCAAGGUAUAAGCGGUUUGUACAAAGGAAUGGAAGCCAAACUUCUGCAGACUGUUCUCACAGCAGCUUUGAUGUUCCUUACUUACGAAAAGAUCGCGCGAUUUGUUUUCCGUAUAUUUUUACAUAGACCUAUGCUCAGAUAAUAAUUUGUCUUUGACUGUGACUAGAUUCUAAUUUUUACAUAAUUUAAUUAUUUGAAACAUAUAAUACAUUAUAUAUAUAAUAUCUCAAUAUAUGUGGUAUAUGGUAUCGUUGAUGUAUGUAAUAUAUCAAAAAAAUAAAAAUAUCAAUAUAUAAAUUAUCAAUUAAUAGCAAGUUUUGUAUACGCUAUCUCAUAUUGAGUCAGAAAUAAUCAUACACGAAGUAAGUGACGAAACAAUGAAUCGAAAAUUUCGAUAAUAGAAUUAGAAUGUGCGAUUUAUGAUUUUAUAUAAUAUGACGCACACGUCAGAGAGAAAUGAUUACUCGAGAGAUAAAAUUUACAAAAAAUAUCCUCGAGAAAAUGUAAAUGUAUAUACAUGCUCGCGUGAGACACUGGCGAGGAGUUCACGAAAAUUACAGCAUUGCUUUUGACCGCAAUUUCGAUACAAGUUGAAUCUCUCGGUGUCGCCGCGUCUGCAAACGCGGAAGGCAAAGACGGGAAAGCAGAAUGAAGAGGUAGAGCACGUAAAUGUCACCGCACGUCGCACUUACUCACACAAGAUCGAUCGCAAGCGAUCUGAGGCGAUAUUAAAACUGUUAGCUAAACUCAAAAUACGAAAAUCAUCUAAAAGCCAAUCACGGCCUGAUGAUUUCAAGUCUAUGAUUUCCAACAACAUUGUCAAACAUGGUGGAGACAUGAUGAACCCAUCAUCCGGUCGCAAAAAUACAA
This is a messenger RNA of Pseudomyrmex gracilis, 2027 nucleotides long. It is a transcript of the gene PMP34, whose product is annotated as peroxisomal membrane protein PMP34. Lineage: Eukaryota; Metazoa; Arthropoda; Insecta; Hymenoptera; Formicidae. Gene Ontology annotation, molecular function: NAD transmembrane transporter activity; FAD transmembrane transporter activity; ADP transmembrane transporter activity. The record is from RefSeq and is a predicted model, not a curated record. The transcript has 10 exons. Bases 382 to 1299 code for a protein of 305 amino acids. Gene Ontology annotation, cellular component: peroxisomal membrane.